Molecule: messenger RNA, 879 nt
Organism: Penicillium angulare
Lineage: Eukaryota; Fungi; Ascomycota; Eurotiomycetes; Eurotiales; Aspergillaceae
Product: zinc-dependent alcohol dehydrogenase family protein
Exons: 3
Coding region: 1-879 (292 amino acids)
Molecular function (GO): zinc ion binding; oxidoreductase activity
Source: RefSeq, a predicted model, not a curated record
AUGUUCCCACUUGUACCAGGCCAUGAAACCGUAGGUGAAGUUGCUGCAUUUGGUAGCAGCGUCCAAGGCUUCAAGGUCGGUGAUCGUGUGGUCGCAGACAACUCUGAGUUGUGCGGGCACUGUUUUUACUGCCGUCGGGGGCAAGAGCUCUUCUGCGAUAACUUCAUUGCUCAUGGCGUUAUGGUCGAUGGUGGCUUUGCAGAGUAUGCUAACUACCCGGCAUGCCGUGUAUUCAAGUUCAAGAAUCUAUCCGAUAUAGAAGCGACGCUUUUGGAGCCUGCAUCCUGCGCGGCGCAUGGACUGGAUAAAAUUGCGCCUCGAAUGGGGUCAAGCGUACUUUUAUUCGGAGCAGGUCCUACCGGGUUGAUCUUGGCUCAACUUCUGCGCCAAAAUGGCGGUUGUCAUAUGGUGAUUGCUGCACCGGCUGGCUUGAAGAUGGACCUUGCAAAGUCUCUUGAUGCCGCUGAUGAAUACAUCGAGCUUCCACGCGAGGCACAAGCUUCAGCUACUAGAAUGAAGCAGCUUCAAGCGGACCACUCUUAUGGCUUCGAUAUUGUUGUCGAAGCUACGGGCAACGCGAAGAUAUUGGAAAAUGCUAUUAACUUUGUGACAAAGGGUGGCAAGCUAGUUGUGUAUGGUGUUUAUGGUGAUGAAGAUCGUGUUGCAUUCUGUCCAAACAAGAUUUUUAAAGAUGAGAUCAACGUGAUUGGGUCUUUCAGCCAAGUUUACAAAUUCCCUGCUGCCAUUGCUUAUCUUGAUGAAAAGCGAGUUAAGGUUGAAGGAAUUGUCAACAAAGUAUUCAAGCUAGAAGAGUGGCAAUCAUGCCUGGACGCACUGAGCAACAAGACCGUUAUCAAGGCCGCAAUCGUUUUCGACUAG